Messenger RNA from Vanrija pseudolonga, 2373 nucleotides. It is a transcript of the gene infB, whose product is annotated as Translation initiation factor IF-2. Bases 1 to 2373 code for a protein of 790 amino acids. Gene Ontology annotation, cellular component: cytoplasm. Gene Ontology annotation, biological process: translational initiation. Gene Ontology annotation, molecular function: translation initiation factor activity; GTP binding; GTPase activity. Lineage: Eukaryota; Fungi; Basidiomycota; Tremellomycetes; Trichosporonales; Trichosporonaceae. The record is from RefSeq and is a predicted model, not a curated record. The transcript is spliced from 3 exons.
AUGAGCGCACUGUGGAUCUCGAGCCAGAGGCAGGUCCUCGCCGCUCCUCGGGUGCUGGUGCACCACGCCGCCCCGGCGCUGCGGCACCGGCACCUGAACUUUGAGCCGGAACCAGCACCAUCUCGCUUUGAAUCGUCCUUCGACAGCAGCUAUGCCGAAGAGGAGUUUGGAGGCAGGGGUGGACGGCGAGGACGGCAGCCCCGCGAGUCACGCUCUCUACUCAACCAGGCCGCCGACGAGGCCCAGCUCCCCGACUCCCAUCAUCACAGCCUCAGAGGCAAGCACGAUAAGAAGAACCGUGCGGUGCGCAAUCAACGCCAAUGGGCGUCGGAGGAGGACGACGUUGUCGACGAGGCCGAGUCGCAGCGAGCUCUCCGCGAGCUGGAGCGCCUUCGGGAAAAGCGUCGCGCCGAGGCUGCCAAGGCUGCAAGGCUCAAGCAGGAGGCGAAGGAGAAGGAUGUGUUCAUCCCCGCAACGAUUACCGUUGCCCAGCUCGCCGACAAGUUUGGCGUCAAGAUGGUCCGGCUCCAGCGCCACAUGAUUCAGCAGGACAUGACGGAGAACCAACGCCGGCCCGACUACCUGCUGAACGCGGACGAGGCGAGUAACCUUGCGAUCGAGUUCGACCUUAACCCUAUCGUGGACGAGGAUAAGGGCUUCGACAUUUACCCCGAGAUUGAUGUCGACGUCAGCGCGUUGCCGCUUCGCCCGCCAGUGGUCACCAUCAUGGGGCACGUCGACCACGGCAAGACGACGCUACUGGAUUCGCUGCGUCACUCGUCCGUCGCGGCGGGAGAAGCGGGCGGCAUCACCCAGCACAUUGGUGCCUUCUCCGUGCCCCUGUCCUCGCUGCAGCCCAAGGGAUCGGCCCCCACGGACGCGACGAUCACGUUCCUCGAUACGCCCGGCCACGCCGCUUUCACUGGCAUGCGUGCGCGUGGCGCGAGCAUGACCGACCUCGUCGUGCUGGUCGUUGCUGCCGACGACGGCGUCAUGCCCCAGACUCGCGAGGUCAUUGAGCUCGUCCGCGCUGCCGGCGACUCGGUUGGCAUGGUCGUCGCUAUCAACAAGUGCGACAAGCCCAUGAUCGACAUUGACAGGGUCAAGAGCAACCUGGGUGCCGAAGGCAUUAUCCUGGAGGAGGAUGGCGGUGAAAUUCCAGCCGUGAGGGUGUCUGGCCUCGCCAGGAUUGGCCUCGACGACCUUGUCGAGACGCUGUCUACUCUUGCCGAGAUCCGUGACUUGCGUGCCCGUGUGGACGGCAAGGCGGAGGGCUUUGUCAUUGAGUCGCACGUCGACAAGGGCCUCGGCAUCAUUGCGACUGUCCUCGUCGCUCGCGGCACGCUCAGAACGGGCUCUGCCGUCGUCGCUGGAAACACUUGGGCGCGUGUACGCACAAUGACGGACGCGAAUGGAACCGAGAUCCAUGAGGCAACGCCCGGCACCCCAGUCAUCAUCACGGGUUGGAGGGACGUCCCGACCGCGGGUGACCAGCUCCUCGAGGCCAUCGGCGGCGAAGAGAUGGCCAAGAAGUGCAUUGACAACCGCCUGCGCGACAUUGAGCGCAAGGAGCUCGCUCGAGACCUUGAGGCUGUCAACGCCAAGCGUGAACAGGACCGUAUCCGUGCAGCCGCCGAUGCCGAGCGUCAGGCCGAGGCCAAGGAAGCCGGCCAGAAUGUCGCGCAGGCUAUGCUCGCCGCCCGGCGCGCAGAGGAGGCUGCCAAAGCCGCCACGGCCCGCAAGGACUUCCGCCUCGUGAUCAAGGGCGACGUGAGCGGCACGGUCGAGGCUGUGGUCGGCGCGCUCGAACCCAUCGGCAACAAGGAGGCGGGCGUCAAGAUUGUGCACACUGGCGUGGGUGACGUGUGCGAGAGCGACAUUAUGCUUGCCGAGGCGUCCGAGGCGACGAUCAUCGGGUUCAACGUCGACUGCUCGCGCGACCUCAAGUCGCAGGCAGCUGCGGCUGGUGUGCCGCUCCAGCUCGAGUCGAUCAUCUACCGUCUGAUCGAGACGGUGCGCAAGAAUGUCGGCGCGCUGCUACCUCCCAAGAUUGAGCACCGUGUGACGGGCGAGGCGACGGUGCAGCAGAUCUUCGAGAUCAAGCUCAGCAAGAAGGACGUCAAGAAGAUUGCCGGCUGCAGGGUGUCGAACGGCGUCAUCUCCAAGAACGAGUCUGUGCGCGUCCUCCGCGGCCCCAACCGUGACAUUGUGCACGAGGGUACCAUGGAAACACUGCGCCACGUCAAGAAGGACGUCAUGGAGAUCCGCAAGGGCAUCGAGUGCGGUAUCGGCCUCACGGGCUUCACCGACAUUCGAGAGGGCGACGAGAUUGUCACGUUCACAACCUUUGAGGUUCCGCGCGAGCUAGACUAG